UUCAGUUAUUUCUAUCGAUGAGACAACAUGAAAGAUCGGCUAUUGAAUUUUGUACUCCCCAUUUUAAUCGCAUUGGAUUGGAGCGAGGGGAAAGUUUUCAGAGUCAGCAAAAUGGAGUGCCGCACCUUGGAUCCUUCGUUUACGUACUUUAAGACCUGUAAAGUUGUUCACAGGGAAAAUGGUCGAGCUGCUCUUUAUGUUAAUGAGGUGAUUCUAUAUAAAGAUCCCAUUGACGAUAUCCUUCUAAACCUGGGAGUAUUCAAAAUAGCCAAAAACCGUCGCUUUCAGUUUCUAAAUGACACUUUGGACUACUGCCUUUUUAGUCGACAAUAUUUGGCCAGUGGAUUUUUCGGAUUUUUAAUGACACCUUUAAUGAAAAUUUCAAACUUAAACAUUACCUGUCCCCUGCAGCCAAACAUCAUUUUCAAUGGUUUUCCCGUCGAUGAAAACACAAUUAAAGAGAUUCCCAUCCCGAACGGUGUUUAUAUGUUCCAAAUGCGAACGUCCAUGAUGAAGAAAUGGAGAACAGACGUCAAGGUCUAUGCCACUCGUGUUGAUAAAUAUUCUAAAUAAUUUUAAAAAUAAUUAAAUUA
Molecule: messenger RNA, 593 nt
Organism: Drosophila takahashii
Lineage: Eukaryota; Metazoa; Arthropoda; Insecta; Diptera; Drosophilidae
Source: RefSeq, a predicted model, not a curated record